This is a messenger RNA of Cavenderia fasciculata, 987 nucleotides long. RefSeq lists its product as uncharacterized. Gene Ontology annotation, molecular function: protein binding. Gene Ontology annotation, cellular component: EMC complex. The record is from RefSeq and is a predicted model, not a curated record. Gene Ontology annotation, biological process: protein folding in endoplasmic reticulum. Bases 1 to 987 code for a protein of 328 amino acids. Lineage: Eukaryota; Evosea; Eumycetozoa; Acytosteliales; Cavenderiaceae. The transcript has 4 exons.
AUGGAUAUUAAUCAAAGUGAAGUAGCACAAUUAAAAGAAUAUAGAGAAAAGGUAUAUAAAAAGUCAUUUGAUGCAAAGUUGGUGAUAGAGUUUCUCCGAUUCCUUAGAAUCACAAAGCUUAGAUCAACAAGAUUGGUAGCAGACUUGGGUUCUACUCUUUUAUCUAAAUACUUUUCAAAGAUUACUACAGAGAAUGAAGUGACUAAUACUUUCUCUGUUUGUGUAGCAUAUGAUAUUGUUGAACAAGUUGUAUUGGCAUUAUUAGAAUGUAACAAAGCAAAGGAAGCAUCAGAAUUUAUAGAAGAUAGAUUGGUUAAAAAGUUUGGAGAAAAGAGUGUAAGAGUAUCGAGAUUGCGAGCUAUGCAAUUAGAGUGUAGCAAUACCUUUGGCAAAGCAAACGAUAUCUAUGUAGGUGUAUUGGAAAAAUAUCCGGCCGAUCAAUUGACCAUGAAGAGACAAGUAUCCAUCUUGAAAUCAAAGGGUCAAUAUCAACAAGCCAUCACAAUGUUAAAUACCUAUCUUCAAGCUUUUAUGAUUGAUCCUGAAGCUUGGUUAGAAUUGGCUCAUCUAAAUAUUAAAUUAUUAUCAUUCAAGAAUGCAAUGUUUUGUUAUGAAGAAUUAAUAUUGGCAGCACCAAUCAAUUACAUUUAUUAUGUUAAAUAUGCAGAGUUGAUUUAUAGUAUAGGAGGUGCUGAAAACUAUAUCGUCGCUCUUAAAUACUAUACUCAUUCACUCGAACUUAAUAAUCACACCUCUCAAGAUAAUGCUAUUCCUCCAACUAAUCUAACUGCUCUUUAUGGUAUCAUUAUGUGUAUAUUUUCAUUCUGUAAUACACAUGGUUAUGGAACUACUAAACUUCGCGAGCCACAAAUCGAAUUGUAUCAAUGGUGUCAAUCUGAAUUGCGUGCCAUCACUGCCAAAUACACUCCUCACAAGUUAUCAAUAGUCAAUGCUUUUAUUCAACAUACCGACGUUCUCAAUAAAUAA